AUGAGGCUGCUGCUGCUGCUAGGGCUGGGGCUGGUUCUGGCCUGUGCCCCCCGCACAGAAGGAAAACAUAGUGUUGUUAAAAGGAACUUUGAUCCGCAAAAGAUUGCAGGGAAAUGGUAUUCCAUCCUCUUGGCCUCUGACCGAAAGGAUAAAAUAGAAGAAAAUGGUAGCAUGAGAGUUUUUGUGGAAAACAUCCAUGCCUUUCCGAAUGGUUCAUUAGGCUAUAAACUCCAUACCAUUGUAGAUGGAAAGUGUGCUGAGCUGAUUUUGGUCAGUGACAAAACAGGAAAGGAUGGUGAAUAUUUUGUUGAGUAUAAGGGACAUAAUACAUUUCGUAUCCUUGAAACCGACUACAUUAAAUAUGCUAUUUUCCACCUCACUAAUGUCAACAAUGGUGAAACGUUCCAGAUGACAAAGCUCUACGGUCGAGAAAAAGAUCUGAGUGAAAAGAUCAAGCAAAAUUUUGUGAAAAUUUGCAAGAAAUAUGGAAUUGCUGAGGAAAACAUAGUUGACCUGACCAAAGCUGAUCGCUGUCUGCAGGCCCGAGGCCAAGGGGAGGCCUAA
Molecule: messenger RNA, 564 nt
Organism: Jaculus jaculus (lesser Egyptian jerboa)
Lineage: Eukaryota; Metazoa; Chordata; Mammalia; Rodentia; Dipodidae
Gene: Lcn9
Product: lipocalin 9
Exons: 6
Coding region: 1-564 (187 amino acids)
Molecular function (GO): small molecule binding; odorant binding
Source: RefSeq, a predicted model, not a curated record